Molecule: messenger RNA, 834 nt
Organism: Peronospora matthiolae
Lineage: Eukaryota; Oomycota; Peronosporomycetes; Peronosporales; Peronosporaceae
Source: the annotation of a GenBank genome assembly
AUGCAGAUGAAUUCUCUGGGUGGCAGCAAGUAUCUACUGCUGCUCGUGAACGAAGCCAGUGGAUGCAUGAAAGGCUUCUGUCUACGUGUGAAGUCGGAGAGUGAAAACUACAUCACACGAUACAUCACGAUGGUGCAAGCGCAGUUUGACAAGAAGGUCAAGCUCGUCCGACACGACGGAGCUCGCGAGUUCGCAACCAACUCGCUUCAAGAAUUCUACGAAGAUGAAGGCAUUGAGCAGCAGACGACGGUGCCACAUGCACACCAGACCAACGGCACGGCAGAGCUCGCCAUUCGGACUAUCGUCACAAUUGGUCGCAGCAUGCUCUAUUAUGCUAAGUUGGAAAAGUGCUUCUGGGCAGAAGCAGCAAUGACGGCAAUCUAUGUCAAGAACCGUCUGCCGUCGCCUAAAGUUAUGCACAAGACUCCGUUCGAGAUCGUCCACAACUCCAAGCCAAGUGUCAAGCACAUGCGGGUGUUCGGUUGUCAGGUUUACAUACUGACACCGAAGGAGAAGCGGCUCAAGUGGGACCCCAAGGCUCGCACUGGAAUAUUCUUGGGCUACGAAGAAGCAUCCAAGCGUAUCGCGUUUAUGACAUCGAGGCGGGGCAGGUGGUCAUCAGUCGCGAUGUCAACUUUGACGAGUCCGCCUUUGGACUUUCGCCGCCAACCACCGCUGAAGACGCCGAUGACCUUGACUUCGACUCCCUCGAUCUGGAUGAUGAAGCGCCAGGUCAAGCGCAGUACAAGAAAGCAGGCAAGCGCAAGAGUUGUUCCCAUGAUGAAGGAGUACCAGCUCCACCCACUCGCACAGUGCGUCAACGGCCUGGACUAG